UUUUUUUUUAAUAUUUAUAAAGAUUUGUCUGUUCUCUGAAGUCGUGUAUAAUCAUCUCACAAGUGCCUAGGUAAAUUUACGGUCGUCGACAAGAACUAAAGAAUCUUCAAGAAGGUAAUGGAAGAUCCACUUUUACGGGGAAACGAUCAGACAAACACCGGAAGUCCUAAGCCGACGACGCAUACAUGGAGGAAGGAUUUCACGGCGGAGCUCAAGAACGUCAGCCUCAUGGGGGCGCCUAUGGCCACCGUGACCGUUGCUCAGUACUUAUUGCCCGUCAUCUCAGUCAUGGUCGCUGGCCACCGUGGCGAACUCCAGCUCUCCGGUGUCGCUCUAGCCACUUCUUUCGCAAACGUCUCCGGCUUCAGCAUCAUGUAUGGUUUGGUGGGUGCACUUGAAACUCUAUGUGGUCAAGCUUAUGGAGCAAAACAAUACGCUAAACUCGGAACUUAUACUUACUCUGCAAUAGCUUCGAACGUACCUAUUUGUCUACUCAUAUCGGUUCUCUGGUUUUACAUGGACAAACUCUUGGUUUCAAUCGGACAAGAUCCUGACAUCUCUAAGGUAGCUGGUUCCUACGCGGUUUGUCUUAUACCGGCAUUGUUCUCUCAAGCGGUGCAACAACCUCUGACUAGGUUUCUUCAGACUCAGGGUUUGGUUCUUCCUCUUCUCUACUGUGCCAUAACCACCCUUUUGUUCCAUAUACCUGUUUGUCUGACUCUGGUCUACACGUUUGGUCUUGGAAGCAAUGGAGCUGCCCUGGCUAUUAGUUUGUCUUACUGGUUCAAUGUGUUAAUUCUUGCUUUGUAUGUGAGAUUUUCAAGCUCUUGCGAGAAGACUCGUGGUUUUGUAUCUGAUGAUUUUGUGUCGAGCGUCAAGCAGUUUUUUCAGUAUGGGAUACCAUCAGCAGCAAUGACUUGCAUAGAAUGGUCCUUGUUUGAGUUCCUUAUAUUGUCCUCAGGGCUCCUCCCUAACCCGAAACUCGAGACCUCUGUUCUUUCAAUUUGUCUCACAACAGGAUCUCUCCACUAUGUCAUUCCAAUGGGUAUUGGGGCUGCUGGAAGCACACGGAUUUCAAACGAAUUGGGAGCGGGGAAUCCUGAGGUUGCUAGGCUGGCAGUGUUUGCCGGUAUUUUCCUUUGGUUCCUAGAGGCUACCACUUGUUGCACACUCCUCUUCGCUUGCAGGAAUAUUUUCGGUUACGCCUUCAGCAACAGCAAAGAAGUUGUGGACUAUGUCACUGAGCUAUCUCCUUUGCUUUGUCUCUCAUUUUUAGUUGAUGGAUUCUCUGCAGUGCUUGGGGGGGUUGCUAGGGGAAGUGGGUGGCAACAUAUUGGAGCUUGGGCAAAUGUGGUGGCUUACUAUCUCCUAGGAGCUCCGGUUGGACUUUUCUUAGGAUUUUGGUGUCACAUGAACGGUAAAGGACUAUGGAUUGGUGUGGUUGUUGGGUCUACGGCGCAAGGGAUUAUACUAGCUAUAGUCACUGCUUGCAUGAGCUGGAAUGAGCAGGCUGCUCAAGCAAGAAAGAGAAUAGUUGUAAGGACUUCUUCGUUUGGCAGUGGACUUGCUUGAAGGGUUCUUUAUUUCUAUUUUUGAGACAAGUCACAGGGUGACAUAGAUUUUGUUUUCUUCAAAUUAUGGGACAAUCAUCAUGGCCCUGUUUUUUUGCUGAUCGCUGCAAUAGCGACUGCGACUGAAAAUUAAAGAGGAGGAAGCUGAACGGACGACACAGUUUUUUAAAAAAUCAUUCGCUGAGUUUUUUGGAACUGAUGACGUGAAAGGAGUUUCUAAUCGCUAGUAUUAUUGACGACUCCACAAUCGCUUUAUCACGCUUCCAGUUUUUCUAAUCCCACUUCCAUUUUCCCCGGCGUUACUUUUAUUACAGUUUUAAUUGUCGUUUUGCUUUUAUACUUUUUACGUUCACCACCGUCAUUUUACACAGUCGCAAUCGCUAUUUCAGCGAUCAACAAAAGAACAGGGCCCAUAUCACUAGAGAACAUUGGAGUGACAAUGUAGGAGUUAAUUUAUCAUGCUGUCUCAUAUGCGGUGGUAACACUUUCUAAAAAUACAAUAUCUUCACAAUAUACAUUUAUACAUUUUCGGAAGAUAAAAUAUCUGUAUAACAUCAUUUUAAAAUUUAUUAA
This is a messenger RNA of Camelina sativa (false flax), 2144 nucleotides long. Its product is annotated as protein DETOXIFICATION 6. Gene Ontology annotation, cellular component: membrane. Gene Ontology annotation, molecular function: xenobiotic transmembrane transporter activity; antiporter activity. The record is from RefSeq and is a predicted model, not a curated record. Gene Ontology annotation, biological process: xenobiotic detoxification by transmembrane export across the plasma membrane. Lineage: Eukaryota; Viridiplantae; Streptophyta; Magnoliopsida; Brassicales; Brassicaceae.